Neolamprologus brichardi is the source of this 1716-nucleotide messenger RNA. The record is from RefSeq and is a predicted model, not a curated record. Lineage: Eukaryota; Metazoa; Chordata; Actinopteri; Cichliformes; Cichlidae.
GAUUGGAUAUUUAAACUGGAUGCUGUGAACCAAUAGCAUACAGAACUGUACAAAGAGAUCUACUCUAUCCCCCAUUUACUCACAUCACAGUAACCCUCACUGUGCUCGGAGGUGGAGAGGACAUGCGCUUAUCCAAUGGCGUCCGGAAUAUAUAUUUUGUUACAAAUAGCUUAAGGAUUUUUCUAUACAGUAUCCAUUCUGGUGAUGGCUUUAUAUGCUGGGCUCUGUCGAUGAAUAUUUGGAUGGGAAAUAAUAUAUUCUAACGGACUAAGGAUGACAAAGAGAAUAGGAUACCGAGACUGGAGAUGGCAGGCGUUUUGGUGGCAUCAUUUCUUUCUCUUGUGGAGUACAAUAGACGCACAGACUCGUUACAGCAUACCAGAAGAACUAAAACAGGGCUCUGUGGUAGGAAAUCUUGCCAAAGACCUGGGUUUGGCAUUAUCUGAAAUUUAUUAUCGUAAUCUGCGUGUAGCUUCUGAGACUGGUAAGCAGUAUUUCAGCGUGGAUGCGGGGAAGGGCGAGCUGGUGGUGAAUGACAGAAUAGACAGAGAGGUUUUAUGUGGACAAAGCGCCCGCUGUGUGUUACCUUUACAAAUUGUAACAGAGAAUCCCUUGCAGCUGCAUCGUAUAGAAAUAGAAGUAAGGGACAUAAAUGACAAUUCUCCGGUUUUUAUAACCGAGGAGAAAUAUUUAAAGAUAGCAGAAUCUACUGCCACAGGCAUUCGCUUCCCUUUAGACAUCGCGCAGGAUCAGGACGUUGGAAGUAAUUCCGUUAAAUCGUACACAUUAAGUAAAAACGAGUGUUUUAGUUUGAAACUGAAAGAGUUGUCUGGCGACCGACAGGUUCCGGAGCUGGUCCUAGAGAAACCGCUUGACAGAGAGAAGCAAAGUGUACAUCAGCUAUUACUGACAGCGUUAGAUGGAGGUAAUCCUGUAAAAACUGGAACGACAAAAAUCGUAGUUACUGUACUUGACAUCAACGACAAUGUUCCUGUUUUUAAAAAAGCUUUGUAUAAUGUAUCAGUACAUGAAAAUAUUGUUUCUGGUUCUGUACUCGUUAAAGUUGAAGCAGCAGACGCAGACGAGGGCGUUAAUGGAGCGAUUCAAUACGCAUUUGCUGAACACACAUCAGAAUCACUGUUGUCUGUUUUUCAAUUGAAUCCAGACACAGGGGAAAUUUCCUUGAUAGGGCCUUUAGAUUAUGAAAGCAAUACAGUGCAUGAAAUACGUAUUACUGCAAAAGACAAAGGUGUUCCUGAGAUGGAAGGUCACUGCCGCGUGCAAAUAGUUGUCAUAGACAUGAAUGAUAAUGCUCCAGAAAUAGUGUUGACUUCAAAACCAAACCCAGUACGCGAGGAUGCACCAAAAGGCACUGUUGUAGCAUUAAUCAGUGCACGAGACCUCGACUCUGGUAAUAAUGGAAAAGUUUCAUUAGAAUUAAAAAGUGGGCCUCCAUUCACUUUGAAACCUUCAUUUUCUGACAACUACGCACUCAUUACAAGUGGUGCUUUAGACAGAGAACGUUUUUCAGAAUAUAAUAUUGAAAUUACAGCCACUGAUUCAGGCUCACCUCCCUUGACCAAGUACAGCGAUUUCACUCUGAUCAAACCCAGCAGCACCACAGACUUUAAGGAGGUGAUCAGUGUCCUGGAUGCUUCUUUACCCGACAGCACCUGGACCUUUGAGAGCCAGCAGGUGAGGACAAAAAAACAGUAG